UCAUCAUAAAUAAAAUUUACACGUUCAAUCAUAUUCAAACCAACAAAUAAACAUAACCCAAAUUUAUUAUAAGGCCAUUUCUGUAACUUUCCCUUCUGGGUUAUCAUCAUCAUAGAAUUUUUUUUUCCCAUUUUUUUGCAGUUUUUUUUGUAGUAUUGGGUGAGGGAUGGGGGCUUCUCCAUCAGUUCCAGAGAAAUCUAUCCAUCAAUUCACUGUCAAGGAUGCCAGAGGUCAAGAUGUAGACCUUAGUAUCUACAACGGGAAGGUUCUUCUUGUCGUUAAUGUUGCGUCCAAAUGUGGGUUUACUGAUGUGAAUUAUACCCAGUUGACUGAUCUUUAUAACAAGUACAAGGACCAGGGUUUUGAAGUUUUAGCAUUCCCGUGUAACCAAUUUCUGAAACAAGAGCCUGGGACAAGCGAAGAUGCACAAGAUUUUGCUUGUACAAGAUACAAGGCUGAAUAUCCCAUUUUUCAAAAGGUUCGUGUCAAUGGGGCAACUGCAGCACCUGUUUACAAAUUCCUGAAGUCAAGUACAUUUGGAUUUAUGGGUUCUAGCAUAAAGUGGAAUUUUACGAAAUUUUUGGUCAACAAGGAAGGACAAGUCGUCAACCGCUAUGGACCAACUACUACUCCAUUGUCCCUUGAGGAUGAAAUCAAGAAAUUGCUGGGACAGAAGUGAGAAAUACGUAAUCAACGAAUAUCAUCAAUAAAAGAUGAUAGAGACGUACAGUGUUUGAACGGUUAAUCUUCUCUGAUGCGGAGUUGUAAGCUAUGUAGAUCAUUAUUUCCCAUUUGUAUUCAGUUUUCAGAUUAGAAUAUAGAAAAUCUGAGAAAUUAUAUAUAUCUAGCAGCUUGUGUAGAUAGAAAGUUAAAUCAUGUGAUGUGCUGAUGAAGUAUUCAGUUGUAUGUGUGAUUGAGAUGUUCAUGUGUUGGUAUCUAAAUCUGAUUUGUUUUAUAGAAUGUAUCAGAAGAAUUUGCAUUUUA
Messenger RNA from Mercurialis annua (annual mercury), 984 nucleotides. Its product is annotated as probable glutathione peroxidase 5. The record is from RefSeq and is a predicted model, not a curated record. Bases 167 to 679 code for a protein of 170 amino acids. The transcript has 6 exons. Lineage: Eukaryota; Viridiplantae; Streptophyta; Magnoliopsida; Malpighiales; Euphorbiaceae. Gene Ontology annotation, biological process: response to oxidative stress. Gene Ontology annotation, molecular function: glutathione peroxidase activity.